Hordeum vulgare subsp. vulgare (domesticated barley) is the source of this 1536-nucleotide messenger RNA. RefSeq names its product cyclin-A3-2-like. Bases 45 to 1169 code for a protein of 374 amino acids. The transcript is spliced from 8 exons. Gene Ontology annotation, biological process: regulation of cyclin-dependent protein serine/threonine kinase activity; mitotic cell cycle phase transition. Gene Ontology annotation, molecular function: cyclin-dependent protein serine/threonine kinase regulator activity. NCBI's taxonomy places the organism in Eukaryota, Viridiplantae, Streptophyta, Magnoliopsida, Poales, Poaceae. The record is from RefSeq and is a predicted model, not a curated record. Gene Ontology annotation, cellular component: nucleus; cytoplasm; cyclin-dependent protein kinase holoenzyme complex.
UCCCAAACCCCCAAUCGAGAACCCAAAGCCCGACGCCCAACGCAAUGGAGCCACGCGGUCGUCGCCGGAGGCAGCAGGGGGCGGCCGAGGGCAAGGAGAACAGCGACAGCGCGCCGCCGCCGCCGCCCAAGAGGCCGCGCAGGGCCCUGGCCGAGCUCCCCACCGACUCGACCGCGAACAAUGCCUCGGCGGCAGGGGCGCCGUCGAAGCGGAGGACGCGCGCGGCGGCCAGGGAGGCGGCCGCCGCGGCGGUGGAGGAGGAGGCGCGGAGGCGGGAGGGCUCCGCCAUUGCCGCCCGCCCGGCGGCCUCGAGGCAGACGGACGCCGGGGCGGCGCAGGCGUCGGUUGGCCCGUACGUCCCGGACAUCGACGGGUACUUGCGGUCCCUGGAGGUUGAACAAUUGAGGAGGCCGAGGGAUGACUAUAUGGAGGCCAUACAGAAAGACAUCAACGCCACUAUGAGGGGGAUCCUAGUAGAUUGGUUGGUGGAUGUGGUUGACGAGUUCAAGCUUCUGGCUGACACACUUUACCUUGCGGUUUCAUAUAUUGACCGCUUCCUCACGGCGAGCGUCGUUACCCGGGACAAGCUGCAAUUGCUUGGUGUCGCUUCAUUGUUUGUUGCUGCGAAGUACGAAGAAAUUCAUGUUCCUAAGAUGGACAAAUUCUGUGACAUUACCGACGGCACAUACACCGAUCAGCAGGUGGUGAAGAUGGAGGCUGACAUACUGAAAUAUCUCAACUUUCAGAUGGGGAGUCCCACCGUUAGAACUUUUCUAUUGAGAUUCCUAAUAUCUUCUCGUGGAUCCAAUUGUGCAAGUGCAAAAAGGAUGGAGCUUAUGUGUAUCUAUCUAGCUGAAUUGAGCUUGCUAGACUACGACUGCAUAAGGUUCUUGCCAUCAGUUAUUGCUGCUGCCUGUCUGUUCUUAGCCAGGUUCACAGUCAGCCCAAUGACUCAUCCUUGGGACCUGACUCUGCAAGAGAACACAGGCUACAAGGUCUCUAAUCUCAAGAGUUGCAUCUUGAGGAUACACGAAUUGCAGUUGGGCAGACAGUAUUUAAAUCUGAAGGCCAUCAGGAGCAAGUAUAAUGAGCGCAAGUUCGGGUGCGUGUCGAUGAUGGCCUCGCCAGAAGAAAUUCCUGCAUCUUUCCUCGAAGACCUCAAUAAGUGAAUGGUUGACAAUGUCGUUUGAUUUCGACAUAAGAUGGAAGCAGGGAGCGGAUCCCUUUUUUUUGGGAAAAAAAGGGGGUUAAAGGGCUGAUUUGCUCAUGCAGCAUCUUUUCCAGUCUAAGGCAGAAAAUUCAUUAUUAGCGAAUUAGGGGUUGACUUAGCAAGAAUUUUUCAUGCCCACCUGUAGGUAGUUAGUCGCGCCAUUUUGGUUGCAUUUACAGUACAGCUAUCAAGCUGCAUCUGUAAUCUGGUAUCAACGUGUGACCGGGAUGUUUUUGUAUAGAGGCUAGCAUGUUGGUGGUGCCGUGGUCAAUGUGACACAAUGAUAAAAUUCUUCUUGAAAGCUCUCAGGCAAUGUUUUUGUUGCA